Molecule: messenger RNA, 876 nt
Organism: Staurois parvus
Lineage: Eukaryota; Metazoa; Chordata; Amphibia; Anura; Ranidae
Source: the annotation of a GenBank genome assembly
AUGGAGGGACUGCACUUCCCGGGGGCCGCCGGGGCCAUAGACGAGUACCUGGAGUACAGGAGAAUUGUUGGUGAAGAUGAUGGAGGAAAACUUUUUACCCCAGAAGAAUAUGAGGAAUACAAGAAAACAGUACUUCCAAAUCGAAUGCAAAACAGAUUAUUUGUGAGCUGGAGAUCACCAACCGGAUUAGACUGUAAACUUGUGGGACCGGAGACUCCCUGCUUUUGCACACACAGGUACAAACAACAUAAGACAGAUUUUAAGGAGCUUCCUAAGGAGCGCCCCAUUCACUUGCCUUGUAAAGUCAGUAAAUGCCAGUGCAAGUCCUAUCACUAUGUCCCUCUGAAUGGGUCGCAGCCUAUUCGCUGCAGGUGCAAGCACGUUGCUGAUGACCACACUCCAGCUGCGUCCUACCACUGCACAAAAUGUUCGAGUUGUGCAGGAUUUCACAGUUCUUUCACAUGUGGUUGUUCUCAACCAGCAUUUGCUCACGACACUGUGGUGGAAACAAAAGAAGAACGUCUAGCCCAGGGAAAACCCAUUGGCCAAGAUGUCCCUUAUGCUGCUAUGGGGGGCCUGACUGGAUUUAGCUCUCUUGCUGAAGGAUACAUGAGACUAGAUGAAAGUGGAGUUGGUGCUCCUGACAAGGUUUUUUUGGAAACAUCAGAAGAUUGUGGAUCCCACCCUUUUCUCAGGGCAUAUGGUCCUUCAUCCUCAACAGCUGCCGGUCUUCCCAGUGCAGAUAAACCAUUGUCCAGUGUAAUGAGAACAGAAGAUGACAUGAGUUAUUUUGAAAAGCGAUACCAAGAAAGGUUGCAGAAAGAAAAGGAACAGAAGAGACAAAAUUCCAGACGUCCUAAUACCCAGCGACCUUGA